Boleophthalmus pectinirostris (great blue-spotted mudskipper) is the source of this 2760-nucleotide messenger RNA. Its product is annotated as chondroadherin-like protein. Gene Ontology annotation, cellular component: extracellular matrix. Gene Ontology annotation, molecular function: protein binding; zinc ion binding. The record is from RefSeq and is a predicted model, not a curated record. NCBI's taxonomy places the organism in Eukaryota, Metazoa, Chordata, Actinopteri, Gobiiformes, Gobiidae.
AUGAACUUCUUUGUUGCUAUGGUCAUACUUUCGUCAUUAACACUGGUCAAAGCUGGAAAAUGUCCCAGAAUGUGCAGCUGUGACAAUACUAAACUCACUGUUACCUGUGCAGGCAAGAAUUUAACAGAAGUUCCUCCAACUGUAGAUGAGAUAACAGUGAAGUUAGACUUGAGGAACAACAACAUGAAGAGCCUUCCUAAAGGGAGUUUUGUACAAACACCAUACCUGACCCAUUUAAACCUUCAAAGCUGUAACAUUGAAAAGGUCAAGGAGGGCGCUUUUAGGAGCCUGUCUCGUUUGGUCUCCUUAAACCUGGCCUACAACAAAAUUGACAUCUUAUAUCAGGAGUCCUUUGAUGGGCUUUCAUCCUUAAAGGAGCUGAAUCUACAUCAUAAUCGCAUAGAGGAGAUCCAACCUGGUGCCUUCACUCAGCUUGGCAUUCUCAAUAUGCUGGCACUUACUCACAAUCAACUGGUUUACAUACCCAAUAUGGCUUUUCAGGGUCUCCACAAUAUAAAGUGGCUGCGUCUUAGCCACAACUCUCUGAACAACUUGGCACCUGAAGCUUUUGCUGGUCUGUUCACGCUCACCCGCCUAAGUUUGGACUACAAUGAGCUGCUUUUCCCAACUCAGACCAUGACUAGGCUUCCUGAGGUCACUCGUCUGGACAUGAACCACAACCCUAUGAUCUACCUUGGAGAGGAGGCUGUCUCUAUGGCCAAGCUCACACACCUCUAUCUGGCCCACAUGUCUCUGCAGGACCUCUCAGACCAGGCGCUGUCCAAGGCCCCACGUGUGUCCCAUUUGGAUGUUAGUUACAAUCAGCUUCGUUACCUGGAACCACUGUUGGGACCUAAGGAGCUGGUCAGCCUCAACCUCACAGGUAACCCUGUGUUCUGUAACUGCUUCUUGCGACCAUUGAGGCAGUGGGCACAGAAGAAUGCUGUGAAGCUCUUAGGAUCAUGCACAGGGCCGGAUCACCUCACGGAUGAACCUCUGCAGAAAAUGACAGUUUUAGAUCUACGCUGUCGUAGAGGGGAGACACUCAAAGAGGAGAAUGAGAAAGAUGUCACACCUAGUCCCCAAUCAUCAAAAGCACCUCAGAAAAAAGUCCAGUGUCCUGACAACUGUGACUGCAAUGUUGACGGUCAGCAUGCUACCUGUGAGGGGAGAGGUCACACUAAAGUCCCCAAAGGUUUCCCUGCUACUACACAGUUACUUGAUCUUCGCAACAACCACUUCCACUACCUCCCUAUCAACAGCUUCAAAGCAGCCAGCAAUGUAAUUUCUCUUCAUCUUGAACUCUGCAAGAUCCAUGAGAUUGAAGGUGGUGCCUUCAGUGGAAUGAAAAAACUGCUGUAUCUCUAUCUGUCUGACAAUGAUCUCACAUCACUGGACCCCGAGGCAUUUAAAGGGGCCCCAGAGCUAACAUACCUCCACCUGGACGGGAACAGGCUGCUCCAGUUUCCUGGAACAGCUUUUGCGCAUGUGCCACAUUUGUUUGUCCUCCAUUUAGAACGUAAUGCCAUCUCAAAACUUGAACGCUCUGGCUUAUUGUCAUCUGCUGCUCCAAAUCUCAGAGAACUUUAUUUGACCAAUAACACCAUAACAGCUGUGGCUAAAGAUGCUCUUGACUCAGAACGACUUGCUAUCCUGCACAUUGACAUGAACCAGCUGAAGGAGGUACCCACCCAAGGUCUGUCAAAGGCAAGUCAGCUUGAGGAGCUCAAUCUAUCCCAUAACUUCAUCAAGUGGGUUGGACCAAACUCAUUUCAGACAGUAUCCCGAACUCUCAAGAAGCUUAAAAUGGAUGAGGCAAGCAUUGAGAAGAUGUCUACUGAUGCUCUGACAGGUCUAGGCCCAGGCCUAAGGACUCUAACUUUGAGAGGAAACCCAAUAGAGGUGCUUCCUGACUUGAGUCCCCUCACUGGUCUUGAGCUUAUAGAUCUAAAUGACAUCCCUCUUCUCUGUGACUGUGCUCAGCAUACUUUGUACAGGUGGCUUGGGAGUGUGAACUUGGCGGUCACUGCCACAUGUGCCAGUCCCCCAGAGCAGAAAGGUCAUAAAAUCAGAGAAGUCCUUCUGUUUAAGUCCUGCCCAGAAUUAAGCGAGUCUGCUUCAGCUCCGAAAUCCAAGACUGUGUCACCCAAACCUUUAAAGACAAAGAAAGGCAAAACCAGAUCACAAAAAGGAGCAACAAAGACGUUUUCUGCAGCAAAAUCUAAAGUUAAACAGAAGAAAAACUUGAAGAAGGCAAUUUCCGGGUUACUUUACGUCACUCAGUCUUGGUUCAAGAUGGCAGCAGCAAUGGAUGUUGAUACUCCAAGCGGGACUAACAGCGGGUCCAGUAAGAAACGAUUUGAGGUCAAAAAGUGGAACGCAGUAGCGCUGUGGGCCUGGGACAUCGUGGUGGAUAAUUGUGCAAUCUGCAGGAACCACAUUAUGGACCUCUGUAUAGAGUGUCAAGCUAAUCAGGCAUCUGCAACAUCUGAGGAGUGCACUGUUGCUUGGGGUGUUUGCAAUCAUGCCUUCCACUUCCAUUGCAUUUCUCGCUGGUUGAAAACCAGACAAGUUUGCCCUUUAGACAACAGAGAGUGGGAAUUUCAGAAAUAUGGACACUAGCUCCCUGCUUCUACAUCUGUUUCCCUAUCAGUCAUUAAAUGCUUGUCUUGCUCCUAUUUGUAACCUUAGGUAUUGUAAACAACCCGUUUAUUUUUCACCUGUUUUAAGUUGUGUAAUAAAAUGUUACAAGACACAUAA